AUGCCUACCGUCCAUCAACGUAAACGAGCACUAGUUAUUGGUAUUGACAACUAUCAUUCUGAGCCACUUAAGUACUGCGUGAAUGAUGCUCAGGAUUUGACAGAGACUUUGAAAGCAAUGGACUUUGAAGUUACAUUGGUAAUUAAUUGCAGUUACGGUGAAUUUUUUGACGAAGUCGACCAAUUUAUAGCGCAAAUAACACAUUCUGACUUGACUCUAUUUUAUUUCGCUGGGCAUGGAAAACAGAUGGACGAACAGAAUUUUCUGCUCCCAUCAAAUUACGAUUACGAUUAUCGUCAUAGUGAAUCCAAAUAUCUAUCGGAAAAUGCUGUUAAUGUUCGAUACAUCACCAAAGCCAUAGAUGAGAAAAGGUGUUGUGUUACAAUAUACUUAUUCGAUUGUUGUAGGAAUAAUGUGCGUACUCGAUCGUCUGAUCAACAGCAAGGUUUAUCGGCGAUACACGGCUUACCAGAAACUCUAGUCAUGUUUUCAUGUGCUCCGGGUAAAGCAGCAAUGGAUGAGACGUACAACGGUAGAAAUGGCGUAUUCAUGGGGAGUUUGUUGCAGCAUAUCACCAAGCCACAUAAUCACACUGAAGUGCUGCUCAGAAAUGUUGCACGAGAUGUUAAAAAUCAAACAAAUGGUUUUCAAUUGCCGUAUCGAACAAGUUCUUUUACUGAUAGUGUCUAUUUGAUAAGUGAUAAGCAGGAAAAUCUUGCUGAAGUUCAUUCUCGACGUCCGCUUAAAUGUCACGGGCGUCCAUGUGACAGGUGUGGUCAUUGUCGGGAUUGGCGUCCAUGUGGCAGUGAUUCCAGUGAUGGCCUUCCUGUCUAUGAAAAGCGUGCAUGUGUUACAUGUUGCGGUGCCAGAUAUGCAUAUCACGAUGGACAUGGUCAUCUGUAUGAUUCAGUCCUCAAUGGUUUUGGCUCUUCUUCUAUCUGUACAUGUCCAGAUAACGUUUAG
This is a messenger RNA of Adineta ricciae, 963 nucleotides long. Lineage: Eukaryota; Metazoa; Rotifera; Eurotatoria; Adinetida; Adinetidae. The record is from the annotation of a GenBank genome assembly.